AUGGUAGAUCAGCUUGAAGAAAACCCAGACAUCCCUGUGAGGGUAGUUCAAGAACAGUUUCAAAGAAAGUAUUCUGUGGGGAUUUCUAGGAUGAAAGCUUAUAGAGCUAAGAUAGAGCUUGAGUUGGGUAAAAAUCCUGGGGACCAAGAAAGACAGUUUAGAAGAAUCUAUAUAUGUUUGGCAGCUUUAAAAGAGGGUUUUAAGGCACUUGGCAGGGAUUUAUUGGGACUGGAUGGGGCUUUUAUGAAAGGGUCAUUCCCAGGCCAGAUGCUAACUGCAGUCGGUGUGGACAGCAACAAUGGAAUAUACCCAGUUGCUUAUGCAAUAGUUGAAUCUGAAAAUCUCAGCGCUCAUGGACAUGGUUUUUGGAGCUCUUGGCAAGGAAUACUGCAAGCAGUUACAAGGUUGUUUCCCUGUGCUGAGCACAGAUAUUGCCUUAGACACAUAUAUGAGAAUAUGAGGGGAACCUUUAACGGAGAUCUGUACAAAAACAUGCUCUGGAAGUGUGCUUCUGCUACUACUAUUCCUGAAUUUCAAACAGCCAUGGAUGAGUUGAAAGCCUUUAACAAGAAAGCACACUUGUGGUUGUCUAAGAUCCCACAUUUACUCUGGACAAGAUCACACUUUUCUGGAAAGGUGAUUGAAGGCAGAGAUAGGCCCAUAAUAUCUACACUUGAGUACAUCAGGGAAUAUCUUAUGAGAAGGAUUGUGACAGUUUUGAAAGUAAUAGAAAAGUGUGAUGGAUUGCUAACACCAAGAGCCACAGAACUAUUAGAGGGGAUCAAGAAAGAUGCAAGUCACUAUCAUGUUCAGUGGAACGGAGGGGAGUAUUAUGAGGUUAGUGGGAAACCCAAUCAUGCUCGUGUGGUGAAUUUGGCUACAAGAACAUGGUUGCCUUGCAGACAUGUUGUGGCUGCACUUUGGUGUAUGGCUGAAAAUGGAGGAAGGGUUGGGGCUAUAGAGAGUUGGGCUCAUCCAGUGCACACAAUGGAAAGAUGGAGGUUGGUGUAUUCUCACAAGAUAAACCCAUUGAAUGGCAGGGCUUUGUGGACAAAAAUUAAACUUCCGACAAUUAUCACACCACCUAAGCAUCAUAAUCAGGUGGGAAGACCAGAGAAGUUAAGGAAAAGGUCUACAGCUAAAAUUGAAGACAUGACACAGUCCGGAAAUUUGACAAAAAAGCACACUCAAGGAGCAUGUAGCAAGUGUAAGCAGAUAGGCCACAACUCCAGGACCUGCAAGGGGAAAAGUACGACGGCUGGAACAGUUGUGAAGGCUGGAACUGGAACAAGUUUGAAGGCUGCCAAGGGUGUGAAGGCUGCAAAGGGUGGAAAGGCUUGA
Molecule: messenger RNA, 1341 nt
Organism: Helianthus annuus (common sunflower)
Lineage: Eukaryota; Viridiplantae; Streptophyta; Magnoliopsida; Asterales; Asteraceae
Exons: 5
Coding region: 1-1341 (446 amino acids)
Source: RefSeq, a predicted model, not a curated record